This is a messenger RNA of Anguilla rostrata (American eel), 1452 nucleotides long. RefSeq names its product phosphatidylethanolamine-binding protein 4. The transcript has 7 exons. Bases 101 to 706 code for a protein of 201 amino acids. The record is from RefSeq and is a predicted model, not a curated record. Lineage: Eukaryota; Metazoa; Chordata; Actinopteri; Anguilliformes; Anguillidae.
UUAGUCCAGUACCCUUUCCUGCAACGGGGUUGGAGUUGUGGGUUAGUACUUCGCUAAAUUUAGCUCCUUCCUAAGAAGUCGUCGUAAACAAGGUGGCGACAUGAAGAGGCUGGAUAUUUUUUUGCUGUGUGCUACCGUCAGUUUGUACAAACCACACGAAGUUUGUGGAGGAGAUUGUGUUGCAGAAACUCUGAGCGAGGUCGAUGCGAGUUUCUGUCACGGGGGAUUGGAGGUGAUUUAUCCUGACCUGAAGAUCAGCCCGUGUAGUAUUAUCCCACGUGGACAGAGCCUGAGGGAUAAGAUGACCGGGGAAUGGGGACCUCCUCAGGUGCGACUGACAAACGCUGAAGAGGGGAAGAGGUACGCUCUGAUGAUGGUGGACCCGGACGCUCCGAGCCGCUGCAGUCCCACCCUCGGCCACUGGAGGCACUGGCUGGUCGCGGACAUUGCGGGAAGUGACCUGAAGAAAGGUGAUCUCAAAGGCUUGGUUCUGUCUGAAUAUCGCCGCCCAACCCCCCCAAGAAGCACUGGUCUCCAUCGCUACCAGUUUAUGUUGUUUGAGCAGCCGGCCGACAAGACCCUUAGCCUCAGCCAAGAGGAGUCCUCCUCUCUCGGGAACUGGGAUCCACAGGCAUUCAUCCAGAGGUUUGGCCUGGGGAGGCCACUGGCCUCUGUGCAGUUCCUCACACAGAACCCCAAGGACUAGCAAGAGAAACCUGGCUGACAUCACCCCCCGUGACCGAUGACCUCUGAUCUCUGACUCACACCCAGAGUCAGCAGGGUAUAACCCUGCCACAUGUUUACUGGUGUGUGUCAUCUGUGCACCAGAAAAGCAUGGUAGACAGUUCUAUGUCAAUGCUUAAUGAGGAGACCGCUGCUUUCUGCUUUACUGAACUCUAUGCUAUAAUUUUAUGUGGCAUACUUGUCGCUUCAUGAGGUUCCAAGAGCAAUUGUGUUUCUAGAAAUGACUGUAUCUCACAAGCACUAGCUGUUUAGAAAAUGUUUUGGGACCCUGGGUCUAAAUAGCAUGUUAUGCUGUUAUGGACAUGCUAUACAAUGCUUGGAUCUUUGCCCCUUGAUUGCCAUGAUUGUGCAGGUAUUGUGUGUUUUGAAUAUGCUUAAACUAUGUGCUAUAUAAAAUGGAUUCGGUGUAUUACCCUCAGUGGAAUCAUAAAAAUAAGCCUUUGUCUGAGAGGUAAUGUUGAGUCUGCAGUAGUGCAUUCUUAAAUUCUGCUGUCAUUUUUCCUUUAGAUUCUUUGAUCCUCCCUGACUGUAUUUCUCAUUGAUUAAGAUUCAUUGGGCUGUUUGGUUUCAUCGGGAUGUCUGUCUUUUCACUGUUGUGUGUAUCACUGUAUUACUGAAGUAAUGUAUUAUCGUAGGGCAGUGUCACUGUAAUCAGCUCCAAGCUGCAUAUUUCGCCAAACUCUAGCAAUAAACAGCAUACUAAAAUUA